Messenger RNA from Mobula hypostoma (lesser devil ray), 1705 nucleotides. RefSeq names its product lactate dehydrogenase Ba (gene ldhba). The record is from RefSeq and is a predicted model, not a curated record. Lineage: Eukaryota; Metazoa; Chordata; Chondrichthyes; Myliobatiformes; Myliobatidae. Gene Ontology annotation, biological process: pyruvate metabolic process; lactate metabolic process. Gene Ontology annotation, molecular function: L-lactate dehydrogenase (NAD+) activity. The transcript has 8 exons. The coding region runs from base 146 to 1156 and encodes 336 amino acids. Gene Ontology annotation, cellular component: cytoplasm.
UCGGUUUCCUUUCACUCAGUGUGACGUGCCUGGCCAAUCACGUCGGAACAAGGACCAACAAAGAGUUCAUCUCAACUGUAUAGGAACGCACAGCAGGCGUUGCAAGCGGCAGACUAGCGAGGAGUCCUGGGACAGUUUUGGAAACAUGGCAAACGUGGAGCAGAAGCUUAUCACCCCUGUCUCUCAAGCUCAAUCUGGCGCUUCGAGAAAUAAGGUCACCAUUGUGGGUGUAGGCCAAGUUGGGAUGGCCUGUGCUAUCAGCGUUCUCUUGAGGGAGCUUACUGAUGAGAUGGCUUUGGUUGAUGUUCUGGAAGACAAACUGAAAGGAGAAAUGAUGGAUCUUCUUCAUGGUAGUCUGUUCCUUAAAACUCCAAAGAUUAUGGCUAACAAAGAUUAUGCCAUCACUGCAAAUUCCCGGGUGGUAGUUGUUACUGCUGGGGCACGUCAGCAGGAGGGCGAGAGUCGACUCAACCUGGUCCAGAGAAAUGUCAACAUCUUCAAAUUCAUCAUCCCCCAGAUUGUAAAAUACAGCCCCAACUGCACUAUCAUUGUGGUUUCCAAUCCAGUGGACAUUUUGACCUAUGUAACUUGGAAAAUUAGUGGCUUCCCGAAGAAUCGUGUGAUUGGCAGUGGCUGCAAUCUGGAUUCUGCCAGAUUCCGCUACCUGAUGGCUGAGAAACUUGGUCUCCACCCAUCCAGUUGCCAUGGGUGGGUGCUCGGUGAACAUGGAGAUUCCAGCGUUCCGGUCUGGAGCGGCGUCAAUGUGGCGGGAGUUGGGUUGCAACAACUGAAUCCUGAAAUUGGAACUGCCCAGGACAAGGAGGACUGGAAGGAAGUGCAUAAGAUGGUUGUGGACAGUGCCUAUGAGGUAAUUAAGCUGAAGGGUUACACCAACUGGGCUAUUGGCCUCAGUGUUGCGGAACUAGUUGAAUCCAUUGUGAAAAAUCUGAGCAGAAUUCACCCAGUGUCCACCAUGGUGAAGGGCAUGUACGGUAUAGCAAACGAGGUCUUCCUGAGCUUGCCCUGUGUCCUGAGUGCUGAGGGUCUGUCUGCCGUCAUCAACCAAACCCUGAAAGAAGGUGAGGUGGCCCAGCUGAGGAAGAGCGCUGACACCCUCUGGGCCAUUCAGAAGGAGCUAAAGGAACUCCAAAGUUAAGCCAACUAUAAAACGACUGGAUAUAGAAAAGCAUACCUUAUGGUGGGAGUGACAGUAUCACCAUAAAUACACUCCACAAUUGACACCAAUCAUAUGGCUGUCAUCUACACACAAUCAAAUGUAUUCCACCUAUUGCUUCUAUUAUCUUCAUUGCUUCAAAAGUGUUGAUACGCUUGCUGUGAUGCAGAUAACUUUCAUUUCUCUACAGCUAAAGAUCCAUGUUACCUUUUUCACAAAGAUGGGCACAAAAGGGGCCAGUCUAGUUCAUCUUCUGGUAAAACAUGCAAUGUGCUCCUUUCAAGAAUAAACAAUUGUUUGAGUACCUCCACUCCCCAACCUAGUUGACUUGUGGAAGUUCAGAUAAGUAGGACACUUACUGACACCAGUUUUUAAGCAAAUUUACUUUAUCUCUUUUCUUUCUUAUUGAGUCAUAAUACAGAAGGUGGCCAUUCAGCCCUUUUGUGCCCAUACUAGCUUUCCGAAAGAGCUGCUGUCUGUAUUUUCUUUCCAAUAGUUCAAAGUUCAAAAUAAAGGUAUUAUUUAAGUAAA